AUGGUCCGCUCAGUCACGUUCGAGAUCCGCUGGCACGACACGCAGCCAAUCUACAGCUGCUCGUUCCAGCCCAUCUCCCAGAGCCACCUCAAGAGGGUCCUUGACCACAACCUUGGCCAAGCCGCCGGCCUGGCUCCCGGCAAGACGCUCGCGGGCCCUUCCGGCAGCAGCGGCAGCAGCGGCAGCACCGCCAUAUCCAGCGGCGCAGGCGGCACCAUCGCCACCAAGCAGAUCCAGCCUCCGAUCAUGGCCGGCGGUCAGAGCUGGAGGCUCGCCACCGCCGGCGGCGACAACAACGCCCGCCUCUGGAUGGUCCACCCCAACAUCCCCUCUCCCGCAGCACUGGCAAGCGCAGCUGCGACCUCGGGAACAACUGCAGUCGCUCCGCAUCCUCCACGGGUCGAGUACCUCGCCACGCUCAGCCGCCAUUCAGGCGUCGUCAACGUGGUCCGCUUCUGCCCUCGCGGCGAGAUGCUCGCCACCGCCGGCGACGACGGAAACGUCCUCUUUUGGGUGCCCUCGGACCGCGGUCGUGGCUUCGGUGACCUGCACAGCAACCUCGACGACGGCGAGAGCCAGUUUGAAAAGGAGUUCUGGCGCGUCAAGCUCAUGACUCGGGCGACGCAGCAGGAGCUCUACGACAUGGCUUGGAGUCCCAACGGCGAGACGCUCGCCGUGGGAGGGACAGACUUUGUCGCUCGGAUCAUCAACGUUCAGGACGGCCAUGUCAUUCGCGAGAUCUCGGAGCACAGCCACUAUGUGCAGGGCAUCGCCUGGGACCCGCUGCAGGAGUACAUUGCGACCCAGAGCAGCGACCGCAGCGUCCACGUCCACUACCUUCAGCUCAAGCACAAGCACGACCAGGGUGAAGCUUCAGGCUCCGGAUCGACGGCGGCCCUCUCGGGGAGCCACCUCGCCAGCCGUAGCAGCAAGCUCGACCUCCACCGGCGCAACGGAAGCACGAGCGGCGGCUUCAUCUGGGACUCGAACGCCAAGCCGCCCAUGAAGCGACGGGCUAGCAGUCACGCCAGCCAGGCAAGCGACAGCGAAGGUCCACGGGAAAGUUUCGUCGCUGGGCUGCGCGGCCGAUCCAAGCGGAGCGCCACCCCCAUUGACCCGACCCACCAUUCGGUCGUCCCUCGCGCCAGCACACCUUCCCAAGUCGCGGGUCCCUCGCAACUGUCUGGCAGCUCCGCGCAGCCCGCCACUCCCACCGCUUCCGUCCCGCCAAGUCCGUUCUCGGCCACGGCGCCGGGGGGCUCGCACGUGCACGCCAUGAACCCGCCCCAGAUGACGCCCAGCCGGCGGUCAAGCUUUAGCGGAAGCAACAUGGAUGUGGCCUCGCCUCCUACGAGCGCCACUUCGCUCGCCCAGACUUCGAUGGCAGGCUCGCAUGUCGGCAAGACGGCCGAUCCAGCCCACCACGCGGGGGCCGGCGUCGCCACGCCUGGGGACGGAGUUCGACGUACGGGCAGCACCAGCAGGUCCGCGUCCCGCACUCGGAGCGUCCGGUCGCCUUCCCCGAUCCCUCCGCUCCCGGCCAUUCGUGCACCUCCCUCGCCCAAGCAGAGGAUGCAGGCGGCGGUGGCGGCAACGACGGGUCUGUCCAAGAGCACGUUGCGACUUUACGGCGACGAGAACUUCAGCGGCUUCUUCCGUCGGCUGGCCUUCAGUCCAGACGGCGCGCUCUUGGUGACGCCGAGCGGCCUGUUUGACCCUCCACCGCCGCCUUCGCUGGCAAGUCCUUCGGUUCACCUGUCGCCGCGGAAGAGUCCUAGCCCAAGCCUGCCGCUGAGCAAGGACGGCGGUGCAGCAGCGGCGGCGGAUGCGGCGGCAACGACCAACAAGAGCGCCGUGUACCUGUACGCACGCGGCAACUUUAACAAGUCCAACGCGCCCAUUGCGGUGCUUCCCGGGCACAAGACAGCAACGCUGGUCGUCCGCUUCUCUCCCAUCCUCUACGAGCUGCGCAAGUCACCCCGGGCGCAGGACGGAGCGAGCGAGGACGACGGCAUCCCGCCCCAUCCGACGAUCCCGCUCGAGGUCGGCAAGCUGAAGAGCGUCUCGCUCGUCUCUGAAGGCUUCAAUCCGAGCUCAACCUCAGUCGACCCGCCGACCGGCUCGGAUGGGACCAAGAAGGCGUCUUCCUCGGCCCGCAGGGGGCCGAGCGUCAUCGGUCUGCCCUAUCGGAUGGUCUACGCCGUAGCCACGCAGGACAGCGUGUGGAUCUACGACACCCAGCAGACUGGACCAAUCUGCUGUUUUAGCAACAUGCACUACGCUAGCUUCACCGAUCUCAGCUGGUCCCCGGAUGGACAGACGCUCAUGAUGUCGUCGACGGACGGCUACUGUUCCGUCGUCGUCUUCGACUAUGCUGAGCUGGGCAUCCCGUACGCCUACAACUCGCAGCCUUCGCUGCAGGUGCCGUCGGGCGGCACUCCGGCGCCGGCGCACAUCGCCUCGGGCACGCCAACACGCUCGGCGCCUUCGACGCCGCAGCUGGCGAAUGCCAGUCUGGCCGGCGAGGCGACCUCGAGCUCAGGCGUCGCGCCGUGGCUGGCCGGCACGCCGCCACCGCCGCCCACUCUGCCGACCUCGUCGUCGUCGUCGGCGUCUGCGAGCGCUCCGACUGGACUCGGUCUGGCACUGGGUGCUGCCGGAUCCGGCAAGGCGGGUGCGACAUUGGCAGGUCUGCCCGCUGCCGUGCGUGCCGCUGCCUCCAGCCCUGCCCUGUCAUCGCCCGACGCGACACCUCUGUCGUCUGCCACCGCCGCCGCCAACGUCACCAACACCACCACAGCGUCAUCCAACACCAAUGCCGGCGCCAACGCUGCCGCGACGCAAGGCGGAGAGGCGCCCAAGAAGAAGCGGAGAAUCGCACCGACGCUCCAAGGACCCCUGGGACAGUGA
Molecule: messenger RNA, 2910 nt
Organism: Pseudozyma flocculosa PF-1
Lineage: Eukaryota; Fungi; Basidiomycota; Ustilaginomycetes; Ustilaginales; Ustilaginaceae
Exons: 3
Coding region: 1-2910 (969 amino acids)
Biological process (GO): nucleosome assembly; DNA replication-dependent chromatin assembly
Cellular component (GO): CAF-1 complex; nucleus
Molecular function (GO): protein binding
Source: RefSeq, a predicted model, not a curated record